AUGACGAAGUUUCUGUGCCGUAUAGCAGAACUGGCUGAACUGCUGGGACGUACACUCGACCCUUCACAGACAGCCGGAUGUCACAACGGACGUUACUUUUAUUGUCGAAAUAUCAACAAAUUGGAGCUUAUCAGUCCGAUUCGUCUCCAAGUUGAGCUUAAUACCCGCGAAGCUAUUGCUGAAUAUGAUACGCUGGAAUUGGCGAGCGAUUCUGUCAAAAAGUGUUUGGAGCCACUGAGGCCUCCAUCGGCCAAAGUGAACAGCGGGCGAUCGUUCGCGGAUCAGGGUGCUAAAUCUUAUCUGGAACGACGUCGAAAACACGGGCUGCCCAGCCUGAAACGGGUACUACAAGAAUCAAAUGAUUCGGUAAAUCGUGUCCGACGAGGAGCCAGUUUCUUUGGACUGUUGAAUGAGGAAACGAUUAACAAGGUUACACGAUUUUGGACAGAACGUAAACGCUUUGAAAAUCAACGAAGAACGCAAAUUAUGCCCCCGAAUCGUCGUCAUCUGCUCGGUCACUUGGCCACACAAACUCCGAGUCGAGAGGCCAGUACAACCAUGAGCGGUGUACAAACCAGUCAGCUGACCAUACAAACCGCGGACAAGAGUAUUAGUCAAAGUUUGUUGCUAGAAGAAAAGCGAUUGGAGGAAGAGGAGGCUAAGGAGGAUGCGUUGUUGGUGGACGAGCCGGAAAUGAUUGAACUCACAACGAAUCUGUUGUCUACCGGGUGGCAACCACCAAAUCAAAUUCGAGAAAUAAUUGCGCAUAUGAGUCCUGUCCCACCUGGGUCCCGUUCGAAUGAGCCGAAGGGAAUACAUGCAAACCAGAAAGUCUCAUCCGCAGUUUCUCGACGUCGCCGACGACUUCGCGCGCAAUGGCUUGAUGAACAGCCCCGUCCUUACACCCCGAUCCACUUGAACAUUUGCAGACCCGGUCUUGGACACGAUUUACAUGUGUCAGAGGAAAAGCUACGAUUGACUGGACUGUUAAGCCAGCAGACUCUCCGUUCGCCGGUUGAUCAUGAAAAAACCGGGGGACGACCAACAAAUGCGGAGGACCAAUUUAAGGGAAUCGGAGAAACUUCUUUGAGAGAACGAUUGAUUGAAGAUAUUCUCUACUCACAACUCUGCUGUCUGCACUGGCUACUGGAGCAAAUGAUCACUGGGCCGAAAGAUUCGCAUAUCAGCCCGAUUGCUCUGCCCACCGCCGGGGUUCAACGAAAUCGGCCCGAAUCUGGAAGUUUAACCAGCUCAGUCCCGACUGCAGACGGCCCCGAGAAGACUAUCUCGGCAGAUCAAGAAUGGUAUCAGUUAAUCUGCGGAGUGGAUCGACUAGUUAAAUUGAGAGCUCGAAGUCGCAAGGGCUGCGUAAAAUUGAGAAUAGUUGGUUCCUUUGGUAAUUUGAGUGCUGAGAUACGGUUCGGAUUUUGUAAUGCACAGGUUCGAAUUCUGUUUAUCAAAGCACAGUUCUUCUAUCCAGAAAUCCCUGGAACAGAUCGAACGGACAUGUCGGAUCAGAGGACCCCGUCAGCCAAAUCUAUUCGACGGAAGACGUCGGCCGCUCGAAGUCGGUUGCGGCCGGAACGGAAACCCUCGGGUGAUGCGAAUGAGUCCACACACACAACCCAGUCCACAUCAACCCCGAGCUCCAGUCUGGGUGGCCCCACCAGGCGGGCGAGUAUGAAUGCGUUCCAGUCGGAGGAGGAAUCCACGUCUACAACUCCACUUCAUUUGGCCUCGGGAAACUCAUUCGGACUGGAGUUGAGACAGAAAACCCUGACUAUCGAGGAUGAUAAGGACGACGGAGAGGAGCUGAUGACCGCGGUGGUGGAGAAUAAAAAAACGGAUCAGACGGUUAUCCCUGGAUGGAUCAGUGCACGUGAUGUGCGCGAUCGAUAUUCCCGUGUUGUUCUGAGCGAAAUGGCUAAACAAAUUGAAUUGGAUUUGGACAAGGAAAUUGCGAACGAACGGAUGGAGAAACUGCAUCGUAUUCACAAACAAUCCAUUCUUGAAAGACCGCGCACAAUCGAUUCAGUCGUGACAGCAACUAGUAGACCGCUGAAAAGUGCACAAUGGGAAAAGCUGCCACAAACUAUGCGUGUCCAGCUGACCGCAAUGCGUGAGCAAAUGUCCAUGGAGCUGCAAGAUCGUCUGAUGUACAUGCGCGAGUGA
Molecule: messenger RNA, 2172 nt
Organism: Echinostoma caproni
Lineage: Eukaryota; Metazoa; Platyhelminthes; Trematoda; Plagiorchiida; Echinostomatidae
Source: the annotation of a GenBank genome assembly